CACCAUCAUACUUCCGGGCAGGACUGUGGAUGCCUGAUGUCGGCAGCCAUCUUGGAGGCUGGCAGUCGCGGCGCUGAAGGCAGCGACUCGAGUUUUUACCUCCCCCGGUUCACAGAGAAGCUCGUUGGUGUGAGGAGGACAGAGGCCUUGACUGGCGUCGGUAGUGGCUGCUUCUCGGGGUUCGGUAAAGUCCCUGCGCGCGGUUGACGAGGGCCCGUCUCGCACCCCACCCCACGCAUCCUCCUCCCGAAUAGGCGGAUAGGGACCUCCUUGUAUAUGGUGAAGAAAUCUUGAAGACCAGAUAUUGAAUCAUUGUGUUUUAAUUUUAAAAAAAAAUUAAAUUGUCCGGCUGUAGAAGAUGGAUCUUCUUCUUUGCAGCCACUUUGAAACACAAGUUCAUCUUUAAAUGAACUGUUUAUUUUGAAGAGGCAAUUAACCUUCACUGUCUCCAGUCAUCCCGAAUAUUCAAAUGGACUUGCUUUCUCCGGUAGUUGUAAUUCACCCUUUGACUGAAUUUUGAAUAAGGAUGAGCUAUGUUUCCUUGGCAAUGUGAGGAAGACAAGUCUUUCUACCCCAUUAUGAUCAUUUCAUGGAUUGAGUGUUGAUUCGGCCUACAGGAAAAAAAUAACUGGAAGUCUUUGAAGACGGAGUUACUUGCUGAACUUAUCCAGACCAUAUUUUAAAGAUACCGUUACAUCCAACCUGUAGAAGAUAGUGCUAACCAAGUUGUGAACAGCCCCUCACUGAGAGAAGUCAAACUGUAUUCGGCCAUCAGCCUCUCCACCAAAACUUGCAGUAAAGAUUGAGCUCAGCAUGACUAACCAAGGAGAUGAUUGUUACUUUUAUUUCUACUCCACGUGUACCAAGGGGGACAGUUGCCCCUUCCGUCACUGUGAAGCUGCCCUGGGGAAUGAAACUGUCUGUACACUCUGGCAAGAGGGGCGAUGCUUCAGGAAUGUCUGCCGGUUUAGGCACAUGGAGAUUGAUAAAAAACGCAGUGAGAUUCCAUGCUAUUGGGAGAAUCAGCCAGUAGGCUGUCAGAAGCUGAACUGUGCAUUCCACCACAACAAGGGACGAUUUGUUGAUGGGCUUUUCUUACCUCCAAGCAAGACUGUUCUUCCAAAUGUGACUGAGUCUGUAGAAGAGGAGAUGAAGGCAACACAGAUCUCACUGCAGCAGAAUAAGCUUUCUGUCCAGUCCAAUCCAUCCCCGCAGCUGCGUGGGGUGAUGAAGGUGGAAAACUCUGAAAACGUUCCUAGCCCUACACAUCCACCGGUUGUAAUCAAUGCUGCAGAUGAUGAUGAAGAUGAUGAUGAUCAAUUGUCUGAAGAAGGUGAUGAAUCUAAAAUGCCUGUGCAGCAACCCUCUGCAGAGGUUCCUAAUGGAUUGAGGAUAGUUGCUUCCCGAAAAUCGGCUAUUUCCACAAAACAAGAUAAAAGUGAUAAUCUGAAUUUUGGAAUCAAAACUCUUGAAGAAAUCAAGUCAAAGAAAAUUAAAGAAAAAUCAAAGAAGCAAGACAACCCUUCUGAAGUUGCUAUCCAAGCCCAGGCCCAGCCAGGCCCGGAGAAAGAGAAUGUGCGCACUGUGGUCAGAACCGUCACUCUAUCUUCAAAACAAGGUGAAGAGCCUCGGAUUCACUUGACUCUUGCAGAGAGACUGGGCAAACGGAAGCCUCCUAUAGUUGCUGAGAGUGGUCUUCUGUUAAAACGCAGCCUUGCUGAGAGACUGGGAAAGAAAGUAGACUCCCUGGAGAACACAGACAAAACACCAAAGAGAGUACAAGUUCCCCGGUCUCUUAAAGAGAGACUAGGGUUACCCGCUGAGCAGAACAACAUGGAAAUAGACAAUGCUGCAAAACCAACAGGUGAAAUCCAUGUGAAAACGCUUGAAGAAAUCCGUUUGGAGAAAGCUAGUCAAAGAAGGGCAGAAACUCAGCCCAAACCCAAGGUUGAAGUGUCUUCUACCAUAGAGGAUCCCAGUCCAAUGGCAAAGCUCUCCCCUGUGAUCAGAGUCAAAACUUUUUCUGAAGUCCUGGCUGAGAAGAAACGGAGGCAAUUGGAAGAAGAACGGAUAAAAACUGCAAAAGAGAGCCUUCCCAAGCCAAAGCAUGGGAGUGAACCCCAGAAGAAAGGCUCUCUGGUUCCAGCUAUAUCUAGCAAAAGAAAACUGGAGGAGCCUUCUGGCAAAGCCAAGGCCUUUGGAGAGGUGCGCAUCAAAACACUGGAGGAAAUUAAGCAGGAGAAAGCCCUUCGAAUGCAGCAGAGUGGAGAGAACACCUCAAGGACACAGACCCAAUCUGAGCAAACUCAGGUUGGAAGGAGAAUCUUGUGCAUUACAAAGCCAACAGCCCCUGCAAAGGAAGAAAAAAAACUAAUAGAGCUGAAGUCUUCUGUCAGAACUUCCUCAACAGAUGCCACAACAAAGCCUUUGGAUGAUAGUGCAAGCAAUUCACACUCUAAAGUAUACGUGAAGAGCUUAGAAGAGAUAAGAAAGGAGAAAGAGUGGCUAAAACAACAGCAAGAGAGGAGGCCCCAAAAGGAAGAAGUGACUGUGCCCCCUGCUGGGGAAGUGACAUCACAAGGAAAGGCCCCAGUGAACGCAAAUCCUGAAUUGCCAGUGGCAGCAGGGAAAGCCCGUCUACUUACAAAGAGAUUGUUGGUGAAAUCCCAGGAGACAGUGCCAGGGAAUGCGGGGUCAGAGGAUUUGGGACUUGCUACUCGGCCUGUGGAACGAAAAGCUAAAGCUAAACCCAAGGUGAAUGUGAAACCAUCUGGAGUGAAGCCCAUGUCUGCAACAAAGCAGGCACUGAAGCGCAAGGCACCAGAGAGUCAUCCAUCUGCUAUUGCAGCAGUGAAGCCUCUGAGCCCCAUCCCAAGCACAGACAUAAAGAAUCUCCCAUCUGAAAAUACAGUUCUGGUAAGUGCUCCAAGCCUUCCAGAAGACACUGUAGCCCCUGUUCCUGAGAGAGAGUGUUCUAACAGUUCUGAGCUGCGUAUGGAUAGCCAAGUAGCCACCACAAUGCAGGCAGAGAUAACAAACCCAACCUCUUCCAAUGCAGCAGUGAAGUCACGGAGACUGAGCUCAACGGGAGCUGGGAAAACACCCUCAUCAGUUGAAGAUGAUUUUGAGAAGCUGAUCUGGGAGAUCUCAGGAGGCAAACUGGAAGCUGAGAUUGAUCUAGAUCCAGGCAAAGAUGAGGAUGAUCUCCUGCUUGAACUUUCUGAAAUGAUUGACAGCUGAUUCUUGCAUAUAGUUAUUCUUUUGAAAAUAAAAUUAAAGUUGUAAAUUUGAUUAGAUAACCAAGAUUACCCCUUCCUCACUAAGGAGUUAUGACAAGUCUUAAAGCACACGUGAAUUGGUUGAAAAAAUUGGCUGCAUUAGAUCAUCCUGAACUACCCUGCUGGUCAGAGAUACAUCCCCAUGUGACCAUCCUGUUAUCAUGCCCACCUUACUUUGAGAACAAAACUGCAAAUUUCAACAUGGGAAGGCCAUUUAUAAUCUCUCCUAAAGUCUACUUGCUCUGCCAACUUGGUGAUCUUCAUGAAGAUAUUUACUGAACUGUCAGUGAAAUCAUGAACCUCUUAAUAUGGCUUGUUUUCCAGCCAUGCAUGGAAAGAUUCAUGUUCAUGAGUUUCAGAGCUUCCUCUUGCUUUGUGACUUUGAGGAUAAUUUCUAUAUUAAUUCUGGAGUUACUAUGUCAACUCUUAAUUAUGCAAUUAUUUUUUAUUUGAUUCUAGGUCAACAGUACCUUUUAAAAUAUAAGGAAGUAAAUAAUCCUGGACCAAACAUGCUGCCACAGUGUAGGUCGGGCUUUAAUCCCUCUUUAUUGAAGAUGCAGCAUAUUCAAAGAAGAUACUGAACGGCAUGUUUUUGUCCUCCCUCCACCCCUAUCAUUCUGUACCAACCUGAGUGGUUUCACUAGCAUAAAUAAAUUUAUGAGGCAAAUGAUAAACAUUCUUCAUUUAGCAAACUUUUUUUUAAACUUCCCAUAAAGGGUAUGCAAAGUUAUUCUCAGGUUCUCUUCCCUUUUGCCUACUUUAAAAACAUGGUGACCCACUCUGCUGGCAUUGCAUGGGUCAACUUAAGCAAAGCUUUGGAAUGCUGUCCUCUUGCAGGUAAGGCUGCUGGAGGGCUUGUUUCUGCGUAUGCAACCACUUCUGCCAAAUCUGUACAGUUCUCAGUUGCCCAUCUGUGAACAUUUCUUGGCAUCCAUCUUCAGCACUCAAGAACUGCACUUCUAAUUUGCAUUUGAGGGUUGUUUUUAUUGUCUGCAGUGCACCUUGGGCAAUGUGGGUGUAUUGUGUACCCUACCAUUCUUGUUAAUUGUUACCUCCAUAUUUUGUAUAAUCACAUUUUUCAUUAUUGCUACUGCUACUUUUUAAAUUCAAUCCUGCUUAAACCUAUGUAUAGGAAUGGUGCAGGAUAUGUUUCUGAUUGUGUUCCUAGCCAGGAAAAAUUGAUUCUAUUGUAAAUAUGUUCCAUUGGAGGGGGGGGCAGAGUAUACCUCUGCAAAUUCACCGUUAAGCUUUGGCUGUAGAGGGAAAGUUGAAAAGAGACUUGGUUUUAAAAUGUAUUUAAGAUGUCUGCCCUGAAGGAAUUACUUCGUCUAGAUAUUACUCCAAAGAAGUUAGAAACAAUGAUCCUUGACUAAGGACUUCUCACAAUAGAACUUCUGGAUGAUUGUGUAUGAAAGUAAAUGACAAACAUUUGAGACUGUGAAAGACUUUUUCUAUGUCAUUUGCAGUAGUUCCUGUUUGCUUAAGAAGAAUGUUCUGUUUCUGUUGGUUUUUUCACUUCUCUCUAAAUGAGAUUCCUCUUACUUUAUGUAUUCUCAUUAUUUCUGUACAUUUUAAUAUUUUUGUUUUCUAUUUAAAGCACUGUAUCUGAAUCAGACAUGUUUACCAUUACUUUAAACAGUUCUUCAAGACAGAAGUAUUUGUGUGUUAAAUAAAAAUACUGUAAGAAA
Molecule: messenger RNA, 4966 nt
Organism: Hemicordylus capensis (graceful crag lizard)
Lineage: Eukaryota; Metazoa; Chordata; Lepidosauria; Squamata; Cordylidae
Gene: ZC3H11A
Product: zinc finger CCCH-type containing 11A
Exons: 18
Coding region: 814-3240 (808 amino acids)
Molecular function (GO): metal ion binding
Source: RefSeq, a predicted model, not a curated record